ACUUCACUCAGUCUCGUUUGAGUCCUUGUCGAGUGCAGGUGUAGAACGUCCUUCCAGGAUUCUCAAGUUCAGGCGAAUAAGGAUGGAUUCCAUCGAGGGGAACAUCAAGCUGCUCCUCCAAGGGAAAGAAAUCGAGGAAUCGCAAGAAUUUUGUGACUUUACCCUCGACGACCAGAAUGAGGUUACAGCCGCGAAAGGUGUUGCUCCCUCCUCUCCAGCGGAGUUCACACCAAUACUAAAGGACAACGUUUGCUUCAUUGUGGCAGCUGUCCUGGUCAACUCAGAGGGCCAAGUGUUAAUGAUGCAGGAAGCCAAGAGUUCCUGUGCUGGACAGUGGUAUCUCCCUGCAGGACGCAUGGAGCCUGGCGAAAGUAUUGUGGAAGCAGCAAAGAGAGAGGUACUAGAGGAAACUGGACUAGAAGUUGACAUCUCUACACUACUUAUGGUUGAGUCAGCGUCCGGGUCAUGGUUCAGGUUCGUUGUGACUGGCAGUGUCACAGGAGGAGAACUCAAGACUCCAGCAUGUGCAGAUAAGGAAUCAUUGCAAGCCAAGUGGGUGGAGAACCUAGGGGAACUCAGUCUCCGUGGAAAUGACAUUUACCCGCUGAUCCAGAGAGCGAAACAGUACUGGGAGAAUCAGGAGUCUUGGCACCCACUGGUUCUCCCUGUGACCAGACCCCACACUCGAUUGCUGAUGAGAUUGGUGAUUGCCAUUCGCAAGAGGGUCAAUAACCGUGUGUGUGUGUUGACAAGUGAUAAGACAGCCACCCAUCUUCCAGUAACCGAAAUCAAUCCAGUUCGCUCCCUUCACUCUACUUUAAGAAAAUAUAUGACUGAGAUUUUUGGGUCAGAUCUGCCCCCCCACAGACCCCAAGGCGUCCUCAAUGUUGAACUUCAAACAAGCUCCCCCAGAGGCAAUCAUGAUGGUCUGUGUGUCACAAUACUUGUCCCAAUACGCAAAGCACUGGAGGAGGUUCCGCUCAUAGACAAAUACUCUUGGGUAGAAUUGCCCAAACCACUUGGUGAAGACCUCCUUAAUCGCAUGGGCAAGAACAUGAUUGUACCCUUGAAUGUGAUACGAGUGGCUACACUAAUCAAUUGAGUUUGCUGUCUCCCUCCCUGCCUCACCAGUCGCUGUUCGUGGUCAGUCCCCCCAAACGCUUCUGGAUUAUUCCCUGGCUAUGAGCCUUUCCCUUUCCAUAACACUGUGUAUAUAUAUAUUUUUUUUACAUUCUCUUUCGUUGGCAUAGCACCCUCUUCACCCAUCACUUCCUUUUUCUUUCCUUUUCUUUUUUUCUGUGGAAUGAAGGAGUUAAAUACAGUAUAUAUGUUGUGUUUUCAGUAAAUGAAAUUGCUAUAGCCUGGCAAAAUCCAAUGAUGUAUAGACCAUGCAAUGCUGUCUGUUUGUAAUUAUUUUGUGGACUAAUAUAUAUACAUAUGUAUAUUUUGGCUUUAAGUUUUGGAUUUUACAGGUUUUGUGUGUUUUAUGAUGUGCUCACGGAGAUGGAAAUUGUGAAGCAGUUGUAUGUAAAGUUCUGUAGUUGUCUAAAAAUAAUAAGAAAGGAAAGGAUUGAGGAAGGGCAACGUGCUGUACCUCCAGAAACUUCCUGAGGCUGCAGAAUAUUUCCAAUGUCCAGUAUUUAUUGUAAUUAAAUAUAUUUAAGCAUUAAAAAAAAAAAAAAAAGUGACUGUGUGACUAGAGUGAAAUCUAGACAAGGUCACAAGGGCACGUACUUGAAAAAAGCAGGCUAUUUUAAUACAUCUUUGCUUCGACAGUAUUUCUUGUCAUCUAUAAAUCACACCCAAAACACCUUUUUUUUUAGUCUAGACUUCCUAGCACCAGCACCAUUUUAUUUUAUUCAUAUUUUUAUUUUUUAUUUUUUUUAUGGUUCAAGAUUGACCUAAGAAGACAAGAAGUCAUUUCAGGUUUUUGUUUGUUUGUUAUAUAAUUGAUGAACAUUUCAACACACAUGUUAACAAUGAUAAUCAUUUUGUGGUUAAAGAUAAUAUUAUAAGACUACUUCAUUUUACAACAUAUCUUCAGUUAAAAACUCACCUUUUUGAGAAAUAUUUUUUAUUAGUAGAAUCUUUUUAUAAUGUUAUAAGAAUAUUUUAUUUCAUGACUUUUCCUCUGUUAAAACUCACCUUUUAGGAAGAUGUUUUGAUUAGUAAAAUCUACUUUCUAGUAGAAGCUAGUUAUUGAAGUUUUAAACAUAGCAAAGAAUGUUUAUGAUUAGUUAUGAAAGCAAAAUUGUUUGAGCCUUUUCAUGCAAAAUGAAGAUGAUGUCUUUAAAUGUCCUUGUUUACUUUCAGCUUUUGGGAAUCGUGUGCCUAAGUUGAAGUCAAGUAAGGGACGCUAGUGGAAGCCGGGACCAGCUAAUGUGUCCAGUUAGAUCACAUCUGGGUGUAACAUGUGAUUCAUUGCUUAGAUAUUUGCCAUUCUCCAUUGCUUUACCUUUUUUUCUUACUAAAAAAAUAUUUUCUUUUUUUAGUAUUUAAUUAGUAUUUAAAGCCUGUUAGGGUAAAGAAGUUACUUUAAUUUGAAUGAUUUAUAUAUUUUUGAGUACCUAAUUAUUGUUUUAUUCUUUUUUAUCUUUUAUUUAAAUCUAAAACUAGUUUUGCUUUGAAGUUUAAGAUGUAGCAGUGAACUGCAAUGGAGUUUUGGUAGUAUCAAAGUGAUUUAUGCAUAUACCUGUUAGAUACAAUAAGCCAGUAUUGCCAUUACCAAUAUGAAACUUAAUUGUUAAAUCUGUCUAUUUAUUCAAGUGCACUAAGUUUACUAUCUUGAUGAAAUUUUAAAUAAUCUUAAAAUGCUUACUUUAUGAGUUCUUCACAUAAGUCUACCUUCCAUACUCAGCCUGUUUUCUCCAUAUAUAAUAAGUAUGGAGUUUUUUCCAUUUAAUUUUAUUGUUUAUUCUUAUACCUGACUCUUAAUACUUUUAAGAAAUGAACUUCAACUGGCAUUUUAACAGGUUCUCUUGCACACUAUCGCAUCUGGUCUUUGCUCUUACUUUCAUAUAAGACCGUUUGACAUUUCAUACUGGCUUCGGGUUGUAUCAUUAUUUCCCUUACUUGACUUCUCUCAAAGGAAAAAGGGGGUUUCUUUUUCAGGAGUUAAAUGAAAAUAUGCUGUCUCACUUUUUUUUUUUCAAACUUGAUUUUUUGUUUCUUAUCUUUUUUUUAUGUAUGUCUCUCUGGAGUACAUGUGGCAUCUAGAGCAUGAAUUUACAGAAGUGUCUAAAUUUCUAGUGUAUUUUCCAGGGAUUUUGCUGGGGUCAAUUUUGUGAAUUCUCAGAGCACUUCACAGAAUUUCAUUACUUUCCGUGUUCAUCUUGCUUACCAAGUUUAUUUUAUUUCUUACUUGGUUUGGUUUUCUUACAAAGGUAUGAUACAUUGUGGUAAGAGUGGUAUCACAGAUGGUUAUUGGGUAGUGGAUUUGAUCUUCAGUGAUAAUAAUUGGUCUUGAAAGUCACUGUGUGAAUUUUGUUUACAGUUUCAUAUCUCUUUUUCAUCACCUUAAGGCAUGCUGUCCUUGUUAUCUUUGCUCUUCAGUAAAAUACUGAAAAAUGUUUGUUAAGAUGAAUUUUUGUUAUUUCCUCUUUUAAUAACUGUAUUUAGACCUGUUGUAUCUAUGCAUCCUCUUCCAUGGAAACAAUUUACCAGCAUUGGAUAAAGUAUCUGUUCAUGUAUAUGCAUGUGCAUAUGCAUAUUUGAAUGUAUAUGUAUAUUUAUAUGCAUAUAUAUCUUUAAUAGGCCUACUAACUUAGAUUAAUGGUAAGGAAAGAAUUUGGUACAACAUAACUGUAGUAAAAGAUUGGACAUGAUAAUAUGUAUAGGUUGCUGUCAGUCCCAUGGAAUGUUAUAUAACUGUUCAUGUAUAUUAUUAAGACUUAAGUUUUCUGUAGACUUCUUAGAUACUGUUUCCAUUUUUAUAAUAAUUUAUAUAUUUUUCAGUUUCUUUUUUUGAUGUUUCACUUCAUUUUUAAAAAUCAAAUAAAGUUUAUUUUUAUAUCUUUACUGAAUUACAUAGUAUAUACUAUAUGGUAACUUUUAUCUAAAAAAAUGUGAUUUAUGAUUAAAAAUAUUUUUUUUCAUCA
Penaeus chinensis is the source of this 4097-nucleotide messenger RNA. Its product is annotated as 8-oxo-dGDP phosphatase NUDT18-like. Gene Ontology annotation, molecular function: magnesium ion binding; 8-oxo-dGDP phosphatase activity; 8-oxo-GDP phosphatase activity. The transcript is spliced from 8 exons. The coding region runs from base 83 to 1102 and encodes 339 amino acids. NCBI's taxonomy places the organism in Eukaryota, Metazoa, Arthropoda, Malacostraca, Decapoda, Penaeidae. The record is from RefSeq and is a predicted model, not a curated record.